Messenger RNA from Mugil cephalus (flathead mullet), 5409 nucleotides. Its product is annotated as protein FAM83B-like. The transcript is spliced from 5 exons. The record is from RefSeq and is a predicted model, not a curated record. The coding region runs from base 383 to 3208 and encodes 941 amino acids. Gene Ontology annotation, cellular component: cytoplasm; membrane. Gene Ontology annotation, biological process: epidermal growth factor receptor signaling pathway. Lineage: Eukaryota; Metazoa; Chordata; Actinopteri; Mugiliformes; Mugilidae.
GUGUGUGCAGCGCGUGUGGCGUAUCCAGACAGACGCACAGGCAGCCAAACCUGCUCCUCAGAGCCAGGUGAGCCGAGCGGUGGGCGGGGCCUGUUACAGUGGCUGUCAGUGGUGUGAACGGGGCAGGUACAACAGGCUGUUCGUUUACACAGACUUCAGAUCCACACCUUCAGAGCUGCUGGUUCGUGUUAGUAUUAGUUUCGCACACCGAGGCCGGCACAAGGGUUUAACUCUGUAUUUGCUGAGCUGCUUGUUCUUUAAAGGUUCCAGGACCGUCAGGACUGGGAUUACACGGGGGAAAAAAGAAUCAAUUUCUUUUUCCACCCCCCAAUUAUGAACUAAGGGAGAAGUCUCACAGAGGCUUGGAGGGGAUUCGUCCUCCAUGGAGUCCAAACUGUCCUGCCUGUCUUCACUGAAAGAAGAAGACAAUGCGCCGUACAUCCAGCCACACUACAGGGAGUCCUACCGCCUGGCCAUUUACGCCCUGCUCUGCGGGGGCAAAGAGGCCUACGAGGAGUUCCUCCAAGCCGAGAAGAUCAGCCACUUCCUGUCGGAGGACGAGAUCUUCUUCAUCCUGGAAAAUGCAGAGCAGCCGCUCGUGGACGACAGCCCCGAGGGGAGACGGGUCACGGACGACCUCGGCCCCUCCACCUACUUCCCCACCGAGUCCGACGAGGUGGUGCCGGAGCUGGACCUGGGCUGGACCGACGUCGGGCUGGAGACCACGGACACCAGCAUCAGCCUCCUGUUCCACCCGCCCAGGCAGAACACGCCGACCAUCAAGGAGGUGGUUCGCAAGCAGAUCCAGGAGGCGUGGCAGGUCAUCGCCAUAGCAAUGGAUGUGUUCACCGACAUCGACAUCUUCAAGGAGAUCAUCAGCGCGACGCUGAGGGGGGUGGUGGUCUACAUCCUCCUGGACGACUCCAACUUCGGGAGCUUCCUCACCAUGUCGCACAGGGUGGGCGUCAACAUCCAGGACCUCAAGAAUCUCCGUGUUCGGACGGUUCAGGGGCAACAGUAUCACUGCCGGUCCGGGAUGAAGUUUCAUGGAGGUUUAGAGCAGAAGUUCAUUCUGUUGGACGGCCGGACGGUUCUGUACGGGACAUACAGCUACUCAUGGUCGUUUGAGAAGAUCAACGUGAGCAUGGUCUUGGUUGUCACAGGGCAGCUGGUUUGCUCUUAUGACGAGGAGUUCAGGAGACUCUACGCUCGCUCCACAGUUCCUGCGAUCCUGUCCAGGGGAAUGCAGUCUCUCCCAUACCUGGCAGACCCUGUGCACCUGCAGAGUCCGAACUCCAGCCAACUUUCUCUAAAUCAGCUCCACAUGAGAUCCAGAGCGAUGCAAGGCAUGAGAAGUGCACAGGAUGAUAGAUACAACAAUGGCAUGAUGACCAGGGGCCUGAGCAUGCAAGAGAGGCUCCAUCAGUCUCACUAUCAAGAAAUGGGGAACCUGGUGAGGGGACACAGUUACGGGGAUGAACUGCAGAAGUUAAACUCCAUGACCCGACAGAGGAUGGGUCCCCGGGACGGUGCUGGACUCCCUGUUCCCCAAGAGAUGAGAGGACCUAAUAUGAGGGGCGGAGGGGAUUUUGUGCGGAACAACAGGUCAUCUCAGCAGCACCACAAGCACCAGACUCGCUACGGUAAUGACCAGAAUCUGAUACCGUUCAGCUCUGAAACAUCCCUGCACAGGUGGAAGAUUGACUCGUACCUCAAUGACAGAGAUAUGCAUCCAGACGCCUCCUGUGAUGCGAUAUCUCCACAUAGCAGCCACACGGGCUUGAAUGAGCACCAGUCCAAUCUGAUCCACUACAGGUCGAGGGACAUUAAGCAAAGAAUGGAAGAAAUGAGGCAAAAGAGGCUCAGUCUGCAGGAAUAUUCCAAUCUAAGGCAAAGCCAAGAGUCCUUGAGGUCCUUGUAUCAGCCUCUAGAGAGAGCUAAAUUUAAGUCUUCCUUGAGAGGUCUAGACAUAAGACAGAGCGUGGCAGAAUUAGAGACACAUACACAAGAUAUCCUCAACCUGGAAAACCGUGAGCCCACAAAAGCCAGUGAUAAAAGAGAGCCAGUUCUCACUGAUGCUCAGCGCUCUGCUUCUCACUAUGACAUCAAAACGACGUCAGAUCGAAAAACAAUGCAGGCGUACGACUGGCACGAGCCUAUUUCCAGAACGACAUCCGCUGCUGAUUUAGAUGUGAAACUGAACGACGCAUCGCUGAAACUCGCUCAUUUGCCAUCAAGCAGUCAUAAUAUCCAGCACCCAAGGGCGAUGGAGUCUUUGAUGGACAUCCCCGAAGAAAAAGACAGUUCGAACCCCCAAGUUAACAGUUUGGCUGCUGCAGCUCUCAAAGACAGAACUGAAGAGAUUUACAAAGACCGGAAAACUGUACCGAAGGAGGACUCGAGGGUACCUGCAGAAGAUCAAGCUGGUGGAACCCAUGCUUCUGCAUAUAAGAAAGCCAACAGCACGGGCUCAACUACUCCAAGAGGAAGAAAGAAAUCCGUUUCUGACAGAGCUGAAACUAAUCCGAAGGUUUCAAAUGCAUCUACAGGAUCUCAGCAUGCAGUGGAAACUCCUGACACAGAUGGAGGGCAAACAGAGCAUGAGGAAGCAGCACUUCAGAGGAGGAAUUCAUUGACAAAGAAAGGACAUUCACCUCUGCUGUCGGAUGAAAAGAAAGCUAAAAAAGAUAAGUCACUCCAAAGGAGGCCCUCUUUGAGGUCGUCGAACAACUCAGGAUCAAACCAACCGCUCAGGACGUACCAUCCGCAGGCAGCUGCUGCUGAGCAAACAACACAGAAAAGCCAAUCACAAAGCAUCUCCAAGUCACAGAACUCCCUCAGUGGACCAUCAGAGUCGCAAAAAUCCUCCUUCCCGAGAUUGUCCCCUCAGCGAUCAAGCAAAAGAAAGACGAACCUCCCAGCAGACCAGGACCGAGGCUCGACGAAUGCUCUGGAUGGCGAAGGAGCGACCAUCUAUCAGGCCACCAGAGAAAAGGCCUACAGUCGAUACGAGUAUCUGCUGAGCACUGAAAAGAUACGCAUGGACAAGUCAAUGAGGACGGCGGGCAUGUUUUCCCCCGACAAAGACAGAAGCUCCCCGCUGAACAGGCAGGGAUCUGGCUACCCGGGUUAUCAGGCGCAAAGUCCCGACAACAAACUGGGGAAAUUCAUGCAGCGAAUGGGAAAUCUGAUCACCAAAAACAAGUAGGGCUGCAGCUAGAGUGUUAGGUAACUUUAUUAAUCCCCUCCGAGGAGUUGUAAGAUGAUACAUCUUCAGCAGAAAUGAAGGCAACGUUGGUACGUAAUCCUUUUUCGUGCAUUGAUUUACUUUGGCUCACGCACACAGGCUGUAUGUUUACACUACUGUAAUAUGAAGCAGCUUCCUUAUGAUGGCUUAAGAUAUUUAUCACUUAUGCCAAAACAUAAGAUAAUCAGGUAUGUGCUACUUAACCUCCUGAGACCUGAGCUUUAAUUUGGUAUGCAUUUUUAAUUCCUCUGAGGUAUUUGGGACCUAAGUAGUAUAAAAAGCAUCAUCUUUGAACAGGAAGUAGUAGUUUUUGUAAAAAGCAGAAAUGAAAAACACCAGCUAAUUAGCCUAGACACCAGCAGUAGGUAAUAGAGAUGGUGGGAAUGCAACUACACUCAGACCAGGACGAGAUACAAUUAGCCUAGCCACGGAACCGAAACACUCGAGAGCACCAAACAAUUAGCCUAACUGCCAGUAGUUGGUGCUUUCGAGUUAAAUUUGCACUUCAUAUCAAACUACAAACGUUAAUAAGCAUAAAUAAAUAAGUUUUAACCUUUGCUACCACUAGAUGGCAGACUAAAGCAUCCACUAAUGAGGACAACAGUUUAAAUGAAGCAGAAUAAUCUGCAAUAAAACCUAAAACUUAACGUCCCCAUAUGAGGACGCAGGACCUCAGGAGGUUAAUCUCUGUGUAUACAUUAGACUGAGCUGGAACCAACCAGGUUAUUGUUAAAAUAUUACUGAGUCAAGAUUAAAGUGAGUAUGGCAGUAGCACUGAAAAACAUCUCAUCAUGUGAGUUGACUUGUAGAAAUAAUUGUUAAAUAUUGGUUUUUGGUUUUGGCUUUUUUGGACGUUUAGUUCAAGGAUGAUUGUCCAUUUAUUCUCCUGUUAAUGAAACGCACCAAUGAUUUAAUGUUACAAUGUAUUUCCCACAGUUUUGGGUAACAUUUUCCCUGACCCUAACCCUAAUCAAUGGAAAACAAUGGAAACAUUCAAAAAUAUUAAAACAAGAAAUGGCAAAGUACAAGUAGGAAGUCAGGUAAUGGCGUUUUUUUUUUUUUUUCUUAUGGAAGCAUAUCACCAGCCUUAUCCUUUAACUUAGUCUUGUUUUCAUAAUGUGUAUAGUUUUACCUAACAAGAAUGAUGUUGUACAUUUUGCCCUGUUGUGCUGUGAUGAGUUUGAUCGUUAUGGUGCACCCUUCCUCGGGGAAGAUGUUUGAAAGGUAUGGCUGUAAUACAGCAAAAUCCAGACAUUUAACACGAUGGCACGAUGGACGGUACAGUGACUAAAGGGAAAUGCAGCCCUGAAACCUAGAUUUCUUUGGGACCAACGGGGAAUCACAAGAACGUUACCACUAACUGCACAUAGUUUGUAUUACGCCUCUCUCUGUGUUUGGGCAUGCAGGAACACCUCGAGGGGACUGAAGGAUGAACUAUUACACUUUGGUAAAGGACACAGCAACCCCCCAGCUUUAGUGCUUCAGGCCAUAACUCAAGAAUUGUGUCUGUGGAGAUUAAUUCAGAUCAUGGUAUAUUCCCCCUAAAAAACUUAAACAAGGACUUUGGACUUUCUUGAAGAUGUGUCAUUACAGACUUGGAGCAACAAAACAACUCAUCCACAAACUCAUGGCUACACACAGGAGAGUCAGUCCGAGAUUCAUCCGUCCAACUACACUUGAAAGACAAGGAAGACUCUUUUGAGAACAACAAGUUUUAGCCAGAAAAGAAGUUUGAAAGUAAAGUCAUCAAGGUGGACUGAGAUAUAAUCUGCUAUCAAUCUUAAACACAGUCUGUCCUCAAGAAGUUUCACCACCUUUUGUACCUUGAGAUUGGAGUCACUGGAUGAUAAUGGAUCCCUGGAUAACAAACACAAUAAAGGGUCUCCCGCUACUCUGGUACACGCUGGAUGGUGUCCCAGAUUUUCUUUUGUUGCUUUAACAGAGAACCAUUUGGGAGGUCAUCCAUGGAAACAUUUAGAAAAGGGCAGACACUUGGCAGAUGUCUAAUCAAGGACCAACUUCAACAAAUCAGAUCAAGUCAUAUUGUGUACAGUGUAAAGAGGAAAACACAGCGAUCUGCAGCCUGAGCGGAAAGCAAGCAGGCACUUGGUGUAUCUGUAAUCUUUGUAAGAAAAAUAAAAAGGCCUUUGUUACACCUAAAA